Messenger RNA from Linderina pennispora, 1408 nucleotides. Its product is annotated as MFS general substrate transporter. Lineage: Eukaryota; Fungi; Kickxellomycota; Kickxellomycetes; Kickxellales; Kickxellaceae. The transcript has a single exon. The coding region runs from base 66 to 1367 and encodes 433 amino acids. Gene Ontology annotation, molecular function: transmembrane transporter activity. The record is from RefSeq and is a predicted model, not a curated record. Gene Ontology annotation, cellular component: fungal-type vacuole membrane. Gene Ontology annotation, biological process: transmembrane transport.
CUUCAGGCCAGAUAUGCUUAUUAUCUCUUCUCUAUGUCCAGUUUUCAAUAUCCUGUUUCGUACUAAUGCAAGCCAGUACCAAUACUAAUAACACCACGCUAGCAAGUAUUGCACAAGCGGACAAGUGCAUCGUAUCAGUUGACCACCCAGCUGGCGACUCUACUCCAGAAUCCGAUACCGCUCAUGGAUGGCUGGUUAUUGCUGGUUCAUUCGUUUAUACAAUGGCUUCUGUUGGCACAGCUGCAUCAUUUGGUGUGUACAUGGAUGAAUAUCUCACAAAAGAGUUUCCUGGUACCCCAUCAUCGACGCUGGCAUGGAUAGGUACCAUGCAAAUUGGCCUUACUUUUUUCUGUGGAAUCAUCUUUGGCCCGAUGAUGGAGCGCAUCGAUAUUCGCAUAGUGGGCAUAAUUGGCACGCUCUUUUCUGGCGCUGGGUUACUAAUUGCUUCAGGCUGUACCUCGCCAGCAUCGCUUAUCGCCACGCAGGGAAUUAUAACUGGUAUUGGAUUCUCUGCUAUGUUCACUGUCGCAAUGACCCUUCCUUCCCAGUGGAUGGUAAAGUACAAGCCUAUAGCAGUGGGCAUUGCCAUCAGUGGAAGUGCAGUAGGCGGGAUAUGGCAGUCGUUUGCCAUGCGGGCCAUCAUCAAGAGCCACGGAUACCGGUGGGCGCUGCGCAUUUCAGGCCUGAUACAGAUUGCCAUGUGCAGUAGUGCAACGCUGCCGAUGAAGCGACGGAUUGAAGCACCGCCACGCAAGAGGUUUAUCGAACAUACACUCUUACGUGACCCCAAGUUUAUCCUACUGCUUCUGUUUGGGAUCACAGGCGGUGCAGGAUUUUUCAUUCCAUUCGCAUUCAUGCCAAACUAUGCAGUCGUCGUGCUGCAUAAAGACAUUUCAUGGGAUGCCAAUAUCUCGGCACUGAUGAAUGUUGGCGGGUUCUUUGGACGUCUGCUCUCUGGUAUCCUGGCAGCAUAUAUAGGUCCUAUCAGUACACUCGCUAUUUGCUCGCUGGUAUCGUCUCUCGGAAUAUUCGUCCUCUGGUUGCCCUUCAAGAAUACGGCGGUGCUCAUUAUUGAGGCAUUCGUUUUUGGAAUGUCCAGCGGCAGUCUAGUCACAGUAUUUCCCGUCGCUGCUGCAAGUCUAUAUGGCCUCCAGCGUCUGCCAAGUAUUCUAGGGUUACUAUUUGUGUCAUUCUUCGCUGGACAGCUUAUCAGCUCGCCUGUCGCUGGCCGACUGCUAGACAAGUAUGGACAUGGAGCAGAUUUCAGUUCUCUGAUAAUUUACACUGGCGCACUUUUUGCAGUAGCGGUUGUGUUCUUGGUCAUGAUCCGGUUGCUGAUUACUAGGGAUAUCUUUGCUAAAGUUUAAACCGACAUCGUGAAAAUACAUGGAGUCAUUUUGAGCAUGCA